Molecule: messenger RNA, 555 nt
Organism: Spodoptera littoralis (African cotton leafworm)
Lineage: Eukaryota; Metazoa; Arthropoda; Insecta; Lepidoptera; Noctuidae
Source: the annotation of a GenBank genome assembly
AUGCCAACUUGGAAUCAAAUUCAAUCUCAGCUUCGAAACCCAAACAAUCCGGUUGUAUUUUUUGAUAUAACUGUUGGAACUACGGAAAUAGGGCGCAUGAUUUUUGAAUUGUUUGCGGAUGUAGUGCCCAAAACAAGCGAAAACUUCAGAGAAUUCUGUACAGGAGAGUACAGAAGAGAUGGUGUGCCACUUGGUUAUAAAGGAGCUACAUUCCACAGAGUCAUAAAGGACUUCAUGAUUCAAGGUGGUGACUUUGUCAAUGGUGAUGGUACUGGUGUUAUGAGCAUUUAUGGAGGGAGCACAUUUGCAGAUGAAAACUUUGUAUUAAAACAUGAUUCCCCAGGAUUACUGUCAAUGGCUAAUAGUGGUAAAGAUACUAAUGGCUGUCAAUUCUUCAUAACAUGUGCUAAGUGUAACUUUUUAGACAAUAAGCAUGUAGUGUUUGGGAGAGUUAUAGACGGACUACUUGUUAUGAGGAAAAUAGAAAAUGUCCCUACUGGACCUAACAAUAAACCAAAAAUACCAGUAACAAUAUCACAGUGUGGACAAAUGUAA